Molecule: messenger RNA, 582 nt
Organism: Suillus discolor
Lineage: Eukaryota; Fungi; Basidiomycota; Agaricomycetes; Boletales; Suillaceae
Exons: 2
Coding region: 1-582 (193 amino acids)
Source: RefSeq, a predicted model, not a curated record
AUGUGUGAGGAUCCCUGUCAUCAGUUUGCAUAUGGGAUCACAAUCAAGGACACACAAUUAAGACUGUGGCUCAGCAAUCGUACGUUCCUCGCAGUUACAGAACCUAUCAACUUCUUCAAGAACAUUGAUGGUAUUAUCUCUCUCUUUUAUGCUCUUGGAUCUACAUCUGCAUCUUCUACUAUGAAGGAGCUCAGAUGGGAUCCCACUGUUGAGCAGAUCUGUGAUGGGAAGACAAUCCAAUAUAAAUUCACUGUGGGUGACGAAGUGUUCACUAUGAUAUGCGAGCUUGCAACCUAUGGCACAGACUCUAUGGUCAGGCAUAGAAUUUGCGUGUAUGAAGCCACAGACGCCAAGGGAAAGAAGAUUGCCAUUAAAGAUUCAUGGAGAGAAGUUGAACAUCAAUCAGAAGGAGAUAUCUUAGAAAACAUUUUGGCUUCCUGUGCGGAGAAGCUGCAAGCGGAGGAGUUGGCGGAUGCCAAGAGGCACUUCAUUGGCAUUCAACUCUGGAAGGAUGUCAUAAUUGACGAUACCUCAGAUAAGACACUGGAUCCAAUGUUUGGAGAAGAGCAUAAUUGUACCUAG